This is a messenger RNA of Ectocarpus sp. CCAP 1310/34, 6192 nucleotides long. The record is from the annotation of a GenBank genome assembly. Lineage: Eukaryota; Phaeophyceae; Ectocarpales; Ectocarpaceae.
GACCGAACGAGAGAAGGAAAAGGAACAGAACUUGUCGGCCAUGAACGAGAGCGACGAGGGCCUGGCUUCCGGUGCAGAUCUACCUAGCUUCGAGGAUGAGGUAGCUGACGACGAUGUAGAGCCCAUGGACAAGCAAGAGGGCAGAAACCCGAGCGGGCGAAGCCCGGAACCAGCGCGACCACCACCACCAGGGCACACCUCGCCCGUUUCUCGCUUGCUGGGCAACAACAACCGGACCACCGGCAUGCCGCCGCCGCCGGCGGCGAUGGUCCCCAAGCCUUCCGCUACCGCUGCUGCUGCUGCUGCUGCUGCUGCUACUGCUGCUGCUGGCGGAAAAUCACCCUCUGGACCCCAGCCAAUCACCACCACCGUCAUCCGACCCUCGGCAGCAGCAGCAGCAGCAGCGGCGGCGGCAGGGGCGGCGCCACCACCUCAUCCCCAGGCCUCUAUUAGCAGCAGGCACAGCAGGAGGCGCAGCAGCAAGAGACCCAGGAGGAUUCUACUCUCGCCCGCGGAGCCCCUACCCCAGCCGAGGGCGCCGCGCGCUCCCGUCGUGAAGAGGAUCCCCUUCGCGGCGCCGCCGGUCGCGGGGGUCCCUCCCGGCAGGUCGAAACACCGCCGCCGGGACGACGACCCGCGGCGGCUGCUCGGCAACUACGGCGAGGCGUUUGCUGAAGUGGCCGAGGGCUGCGGCCUGGGGUCACCGUGCGGCGGCAGCAGCGGCUGCGGUGGCGAUGGCGGGGACUACUACGACGGCGGCGGCAGCGACGGCGCGGCCGGCUCUCCGGCAAGCCCUAUCGGGUUCGGGAACGCUCGGCAGGCUUCGGUCCCGAUGGAAGAGACGUAUUCGUACGCUUUUGAGGGGGUAGGAGGAGGAGGACGACGAGGAGGAGCGGGAGCCGGCAGGAGCACGAUGCGUUUGCAGAGAAUGGUGUCGAACGAUUCAAUAGCGUCUUGUGCUUACAAUGGCGGCGGCGGUAUGAUGCCACGCGGUAUGAUGCCACGCGCCGGCGGCGGUUACGGCAACGACAACGGCGGUGUGAUUGUGAUGCCGCGCGUGGCCGGCGGCGCCGGUGGCGGCGGCGCCGGUGGUGCCGUAACCGCUACCGCUGCCGCCGCGUCCGGGGCCACCACGGCAGCCCAAGGAGGAGACCUUCUCGCCUCGCCAGCGUCGCCGGCGCCUCACCUGGUGCUCCCUCGCGGUAGCAGCGGCAGCAACAGCGGCAGCAGCAGCGGUGGUGGUUUCAUCCUUGCUUCGGGCGCCUUCUCUACUACCGCUCUCGCGCAAGAGCCUGCAGCCGCGCACACAGCGACUGCUUGUGCUGCAGGGGGGGCGUCUGCGGGUCCUCCCGCUUUCCCGUCUCCGCGUGCCGCCUACCCGAUGAUGCCCGCGGUAACAAGCAACGUGGCGCCGCCGCCGCCCCCGACGCCGCCACCGGCAACACGCCCAGAGGUUGGAACUCCGGGCACCGCUACCGCUGCCGCCGCGGCGAGCGCGAAGCCGGGGCUGACGAUGGACCACGGGGGGGCCCAGGACCACCACCGGCACGGGCACGAGCGAUCGUUCUCGGCCGUCGUGGACGACUCCCUCGCAGCCCUGUCGGGCGCGUCGCCCCGCGGGAGCGGCUGCUCCACCGCCGACGUGUCGUUGGACUCUUCGCUGUCUCCUUCGUCGCCGUCGUCGCCGCCGCCGCCGCCGCCUCCUCCUCCGGCGUCCCCGCCCAAGGCACGGGCGGCGUCGGCGUCAGCGUCGGCGUCGGCGUCCGCGCGUUGCUACUCCCCCACGACCGCUGCAAGGGCAGCGGCAGCGGCAGCGGCGGCGGCGGCGAAGCUGCAGCCACCACCACCGCCCGCUGCUCGCUGCCUGGCGGAGGCACAGUACGGACAGAGAGGGAGGGAGGAGGAGAAGGUGGCGACGACGACGGGGUUGCUGAGAAGCGACGCCGACUCCCCCCUUGAGCCUCCUCUCGACCUCAACUUUCACAACAACAACAACGGCGGCGGCGGCAGCAGCAUCACCGACGACAGCGAUAAGAACGACAGCAGCGCCAAGGGCAACAACAUCCUGCCCCCUCCUCGCGCCAGCGGCGGGAGCGCGGGAGUCGGCGACGCAGACGCUGCCGGACCGAUCGCCUCGACCUUUAAUGACGGAGGCGUCGACCUGCCGCCGCCGCAAACGCCGCUGCCGUCUUCGAAGGCAAGGGCUAAGUCCGAGGUCAGGAUCGAGCACGACCACUUCGACGACGGAGGUUGUGACAGUCUUUCGGCACCGCCCCCACCACCGCCCGCCGCUGCCGCCCCCGCCUCCGGCGGCAAGAACAAGAAUAUGAAUGAGGUAAACGGCGGAGUCCGCGAAAAGAAUAACAGCAAGCACAGCGAAGCCCGCGGCAGCAGCAGCCGACCGCCCUCCGAUCUGUCGCUGCCCGAGGAGGGCGAGGGGGAGGAAGAGAGGGAGGAGGGGAGGAAACGGGAUGGCGACGCCGGUUACCACGGCCCGGGCCGCUCGUCCUCGUUGUAUCGAGGCGGCGGAAGAGGUGGAGGAAAGAGCCACGGCAGCAGCAUCAGCAGCAAUAACACCAAGGUAGGGCUGCCGCCGACCGCCUGGAAGGAGGCGGGUGCCCGCUCCGCCGCCGCCGCCGCCGCCGCCCGAGGUCACCGCCGUCUCGGUGAAGGCGGUGGUUCUUCUUCUCCCGCCUCCGCUUCCCCCGCUUCGGCCAGAAGAGGCGGCGGCGGGGCGUGGCAGGGUGAUAAUAAUAGCCCGGAGCGCCGCGAGGCGGCGGCCGCGAGGCGGCGAGCGGCGAGCAGGGAACGAGAGGAGGAGCACGAGCAGGCGCUGCGCAGGAACGGCAUUGACAAUCACACGAUACGGAAUUGCUCGUUGUUCCGGGAGAAGCUUGUCGCCGCGCUGAGGAAGAACGGGACUGAUCGCCCGAUGUCGUUCUCGGAUAUGAGGAGCUCCGUAGCCCGCCCAAAUGUUCGGUAUUCGCUCAGGGAGAUUUUCCAAAGGAGGCUAGUCAGAGGAGUGCGGUCGUACAUGAGGGACGGGGAGGUGUACUUCAAGCUGUGCGAGCAAGGCCUGGAGAACAUCGGCCGGACAGGUGGCCGCAACGGCGGCGAGGCUUCUAACGCGGUACGGGAAGCAGGAGGGGUGUGGGUCGACCGCUCUAUGGCCCACUACGGCCCAGGCGCAAGCCCUGCAGCUGCCGCUGCCGCUGCCACCACCGGCUCCCCUGCUCCCGGUCCCCGGAGUUCUCGUCCGGGCGACAGGGACCCGCAGCAGGGUCGCAAGCGGCGAGCUUAUUCCCCCUCCCCGCGACGCUCCCGCCGGGCAUACCGAGUUGGGAGCAGUCGUGGGAGGGAACGCGAGUCACCGGGCGACAAGAAGAGGAAGAGGAAGGACCCUGCAUCCAGGUCCAUGCGUGAGGACUCGCUGGGCCGCGAGCCGAGGAAGGCGAGCCGGGCAGAAGCCCAACCGCCGGCACCCUCGCCCAGGUUCAAGGACAGCAGGCCAGACCCCACCGGCCGCCGCCGCCACCGCCGCAGCAGGAGCGGGAGCGGGAGCGGGGACCGCGCUGGCACGGCCACGAACGCUUCGAGUCCGCCGCCUCGUGCUGGGAAGGAGGGCGGGGCCGGAGGCAACGCCGCUUCCUCCGGCCGCGCCGGAUUAGUGAAGAAGGCGGGCGGCAAGGUGGUGAAGAAGGCGAAGGGCGGCGGAAAGGGGGACGCGAAGUCGCCGGCGUCGCCGAAGCCGACCAAGACGGGCAAGAAGCAGAAGAGCCUGGCGAGCGCGGAUGCCCCCGGCAGUGCCUCCAAGCGCAGCGGCAGCACCGGCUGCGGCGGCGUAACCGACGGUGCUGACGGGGCGGGCCGGGGCGGUAAGCGGCGGAAAAGUUUGAGCGACGGCGGUGGUGGUGCCAGCAACGCGCCACAAGGUGGCGAGGGUGACGGCGGUGGCGAAAAAAGUUAUGACCGCGUGACCUCCCUUCUCAGGUCCAUCUCUCAGAGCUCGGCAGUGGCCAGGAACGUUGGCGGAACGUCGAUCACCGACUCUGGGGUGGCGGCAGCAGCAGCAUCAGCAUCAGCAUCACCGGCCAAAGCAGCACCAGCAGCAAAAGCAACGGCAGCAGCAACGGCAACACCAGCAGCAGGAGCAGCACCAGCAGCAACAGCAGCCAAAGCAGCAACAGCAGCAAACGGAGCUCCAGCAGUAUCACCAGCAGUAAAGGCAGCCGAAGCAGCUGCACCAGCACCAACAGCAACAAAAGCAGCACCAACAGAAAAAGCAGCACCAGCAGCCAAAGCAUCACCAGCAGCAACGGCAGCUCAAGCAUUACCAGCAGCCAAAGCAGCACCAGCAGCCAAAGCAGCACCAGCAGCCAAAGCAGCACCGGCAGCGAAGUCAGCACCGACAGCAAAGGCAGCCGCAGCACCAACAGCAGCACCAGCAGUAGCAAGAGCAGCACCACCAACAGCGAAAACAGCAGCACCAACAGCGCAAGCAGUAACAACGGCGACAACCGGCGCGGUAUCCGCCUCCGCGCCGCCGCCGUCAACCACGGCGACGCCCGAAAAGCCCGCCGCCGCCGCUCCGCACCCUUCAUCCUCCGAUAACAACAAAAACGCUGACGUUUCCGGGGCGAAGGCAGCAGGGGCGACGGGGCGGGGGAAGGUGACCUGCGUCCCGAGGAGCGUGGCCAUGCGCUCCCCCGCCGCCGGUAUCCGUGAGCCCGCCCCGCUGGCGGGUGCCGCAAAGAAGCCCAGUGGCGUGCGCGCGCCGCCUGCGGCUCCCGGCAGCAGCUCCGGUAAUGUCGCGGCGGGAGAGCGAGCCGACGCUACGCGGGCGGCGCCGAAGCCGAUGAACGUGGACGUGGGUAAGGUCGGGGGCGGGUGGUGGGGGGGAAGCGCAAAGAAGCCCGUCAGCCAGGUGGCCUAUUCGACCCCCGGCGCCGCAGUCGCAGCCGCCCGGCGCGAGACUCUGACGGCGAUGACGGCGGAGGCGGCAGUGCCCGCGCCAGCGGCGGCGGUAGCCACAGGCGUGUCGCCGCUGUCGUCGGGAGAGUUGUCGCAGCAGCGGCAUAGCAGCAGCAGUACCGGCGGUGGGAAGGCGGCGGCCGUCGCGGAGGAUAGCAAAGGCGGCGGCAGCAGCAGCAACGCGGCCGGGGGCUCCACCGAGACCCUCGGCAAGAACAAGAAGCCGGUAACGUCGCCGUCCUCGGCCAGUGUCACCGAGAAGGUAAGCAAGAUAACGCUCCCUGCCCGGUUCUCGCUGAAGGCGCCUUCGGCGUCGUCGCCAGCUGGUCCCGCCGACAAACCCAAGAGAGAAGGGGCCGCCGGGGCCGUUGUACGCGGCUGGCUGGAUGUCGCGCCGGCAGCAGCGCGGCGCGGCGAAUCUGUGAUGGCAGGAGGCGGCGGCGGCGCUGCUGCAGCGAAGAAGCCCGCGGCCCUGAGCCUGCAGGCGGCUGCUAACGUUCGCAAGCCGCGCCCGAGCAAGCCCGCCGUGCCUGUCGCGGCCAUCUUCGACAGGGAGGUCCCUGUUUCUCCGCGUUCUCGUGCGGCGACUCCACAGAGCGACCAGGCCGAUCCUCCUGCCGAUGGCAAGAUUAGUCCGCGUGUGCGCAGGACGAGAUGGGACAUGAAGCAGCCCGCCUCGUGAUCUACCAGUUUGCCGGCCCCCCAUCCCCACCCCACCCCUCCGUGGACUCGAAGUGUAUACGGUGUGAUGAUGGUCCACCUGGAGCUCUUGUGGUAUCCGCAGCAGCAGAGGAGAACGGGAGGGGGGGCAUGCAACGUUCGUUCUCCUACUAAUAUGGUUGCAGUCGUCGCACCGGGUUCGACGGAUCAAUGUCUGUAUCACAUGAGCGCUCGGGUUCAGAGGAUGCCGGGGUUCCUGUACCACUAUGGUAGUGAUCUUUUUUUAUGAUGUUCAAUGCGGCCAGCGGUCCCGUUGUUUUUUUUCUAUAUUUUGUUUCCUACUUUCGAUAUCAGCCUCUUGAUAAACAUACGUCGGGCAUACGGUAUCGAUGGCCUUAGGAAACGGCUGUGAUUAUGGCUUUUGCGGGAGACAGGGGAGAGAAUUAUUUUUUUUUGUUUCUGGCGCAAGUCUCGUUUUGUUUCGACUAGCAUACCCUACUUCAAGUACAGUGUUCUUUCACGCUUUAUCCCUCCACAUGCUAUGCACUAAUUUCUGGGCCG